Cryptococcus deneoformans JEC21 is the source of this 1131-nucleotide messenger RNA. Its product is annotated as expressed protein. The record is from RefSeq and is a predicted model, not a curated record. The transcript has 4 exons. NCBI's taxonomy places the organism in Eukaryota, Fungi, Basidiomycota, Tremellomycetes, Tremellales, Cryptococcaceae. Bases 162 to 980 code for a protein of 272 amino acids.
GAAGGUGCAGACCCUGUUCCCUGUCCGUAAUUGACUUAUAAUUCUAAAUACCAAUCAGAUGGUAUCUUGCAAUACAUCCAUGAAAAGACUUCAAACUUGGCAUGUUCAACAGCGAGAUUCUGUUUGUAGUGAAUCUAUAACUACAAACACGUCAAGAAGCCAUGUGGUGGCUGGAAGCUGCACCUGGCGGGAUGCCUAGUGCAAUAUUAGCACUCCUUCUGACAGCUCUUUCACUUAUGCCAUUUGAGGGCUUGGCUCGAAAGACAUCUACUGGGAAUUCGGAAUUUAUUGGUUGUUUAGACGGUUCCUUGUCGCUGUUGGCAGGAAGUCAUCAGAUAAAGAAAGAGGCGGCAGAAAAGUCGUAUUAUGAUUGCUCUGCCGCUUGUGUAGAAACUGGCGCGUACCCAUACUCCUACUUCACCGACCUGGGGAAGGGCGUCCAAAAGUGUUAUUGCUCUUCGAUAGGCCCCAGACCUUCGGAUUAUGUGGUUCAGCCGGUUGGGUCAUUCGGUUGUCAAUUGGGACAAACUAGAGCGGCCCUCACACAGACCGAUCACCACUUCAUCAUUUGCUCUUCAGGUUUCAUAGGAUCCUUUUCCAGAGCUGGCACUUAUUCGUCGCCUCUGGAUUGCCUUGAUGCUUGCGGAGAGGAUGAGGGUGCGCUCUUUCUUCCCACAUACAAUGGCUUCUCCUGCCGGUGCGGAGGCGUCACUUCUGUCAAGAGUAUUGCAGCUUGCGGUGCUCCCAAUGCAGAGUUCUCAUACGUUUAUAAGCCAGCAAAGAGUCCAAAGGCGUCUAAAUCCAAGGCGUCUUUUGGGACAGGGAGAAAGAAAUUAGGCAAGGGAUCGAAAAAUCGAUUGGAUUCGCAAGAGGGUGUCAAGAAAUACGACAAUCCGUGCGAUGAUCCAGAUUCCAUACUAGGUUACUGUGGUUUUGGUGAAGAAGAUAAUCCAGUUUUCCAUGACCGUACUCUGGCAUGAUCAAUGGUGUUUCGAAAAGUGUAAACAGCUGGUAAUGAGCUGCUGCUCGUGUAUUUGAUAUACUCAUAACGAUAAUAGUACUUGCUCUGUAGCCCCCAUACGAGAAAAAUGCCCAUGUGCUGUUUGUUUUCCGAGCUAUACAUGAAAUCAC